ACAUGAACAGUAAGUUGAGGCCUCAGUCAAAUCAAUACUCCUUUGGGACGUGAAUACAGUCAGCGCGUACGGUAAAUUCAUUCAGAUAUCACCUCAGUAUAUCAAUACGGGGAAAAGAAGAACGAGUAAUUGAAACACUGGGGCAAAGCGAAAGAUAAAUAAGCAAGCUGCUGAAUAUGCAAUGCUCCUAGAGCGUCAACAACAUGGCCCUUGAAUGACUUGGGUGGCUGAAGCAUCACGUCUUUGAUGGCUGUGUGCAAGAGCCGGUCUUUGAUGGCGUUUCCCUCGACGCAUUCCCAACAACCGUCGACGAGCUGCCACAAUUCACAUUACGCUCCGCUCGCCCAACAAGAAACACAACCGGACAAACCAAUUGGUUAUGGAGCGUUCGGCGUAGUGUGGUCUGUGACGGAUCCAAGAAAUGGAAAGAGGGUCGCUUUGAAGAAGAUGCCGAACGUUUUUCAGAGUCUCACUUCAUCGAAAAGAGCCUACCGGGAACUUAAGAUGUUGUGUUUCUUCACACAUAACAACGUACUCUCUGCUUUGGACAUAGUUCACCCUGGUCACAUAGAUUUCUUCCAAGAGAUACAUAUAGUUUCAGAAUUGAUGCAAUCAGAUUUGCACAAAAUCAUUGUAUCGCCACAACCACUUAGUUCAGAUCACGUUAAAGUUUUCCUAUAUCAGAUUCUAAGAGGACUUAAAUAUCUUCACUCUGCUGGGAUAUUGCAUAGAGACAUUAAACCUGGAAAUUUAUUAGUCAAUGGCAAUUGCCUUUUAAAAAUAUGUGAUUUUGGUCUUGCUCGUCUUGAAGAACCUCAUGAAAGUGCAAUCAUGACACAAGAGGUUGUUACUCAGUAUUACAGGGCACCUGAACUGUUAGCUGGGGCUACUAACUAUGGUCAAGCAGUGGAUGUGUGGUCAGUCGGGUGCAUUUUUGCUGAGCUCUUGAGUCGAAAUAUCCUUUUCCAAGCACAAAGUCCUGUUCAGCAGCUUAACCUUAUCAUUGAUUUGUUGGGAACACCAAGUUUGGAUGACUUAUGCCGAGCUGGUGCCAGCGAAGGAGCUACUAAAUACAUUCUUCAGAAAGGGCACAAGGCACCUGCCUUAGCUAGUUUAUAUAAUCUCUCUAAUCAAGCAACACAUGAAGCUGUUCAUUUGCUCUGUAGAAUGCUGGUGUUUGACCCUACACAGCGUAUAACUUGUACAGAUGCAUUAUCCCACCCUUAUCUUGAUGAAGGAAGGUUAAGAUUUCACACGUGUAUGUGCAGUUGCUGUCACACAACAUCAGAUGGGCGGCAGUAUGUUUCAGACUUUGAGCCUGUAUGCCAAACAACUUUUGAUGAUUCUUAUGAAACUAAUCUCUACACCAUUUCUCGUGUGAAAGAGUCUCUUUACAAGUUUAUAACAGAUCGUCAUCAGAACACCAUUCCUUUGUGUAUCAAUGUAGCUUCUCCUUCUUUUAGAAGUUUUCAAAGUUCUGGAGUAGCUCCACAGCCAGAACAGCAGAGUUCUCCCCAGUUGUGGUAGUCGCUAUCCUUUUUAUCAACUAGUCAUAAAAAUUUUAAGAAUCAAGCUUCUUAGUUUUGAAGGGAAGCAGAUUUUCCAAAUCAAGACCAUUUGUUAACAGUGUGGUGUGGGACUUCUCCAGGAAUUCUUUUGAUCCACUCCAUUUCUUUGCAUAUAGGUAAUAAGAAUUUUAUAGGAACGGUGGAAGAUAUUAUCAUGUAUUCAAUAUUUGCAGCUACAUUCAUCGCUUCAGCAAAUUGUAUAGGCCAAAUUAUCAAUGAUUUAUGAAAAGGACAGUCCAUUUUUGUCUGAGAAACAAUUUUCCAGUAACUUUUAUUGCACUGGGCCUUCAUGUUGUAGUUAAGACUAGAGAAGUUGACAUGGAGGGCAAAGUUUUAUUGUUUAAUGAUUUCUGUUGAGUUUUAAAAUGUUCUAGACUUUACAGGGUUUAAAAACUCUUUGAAUCAAGGGUAAGCAAAGUGUAAUUUCCUCCAAUUAAUUCUUACACCAUUAAAUAGAGGAUAUAACAUUUAUCAGCUGCAUUGUAUUGUCCUGAUGCAAUUGAGUAUUAGACAUUUUCAAACAAGUAACUGGCAGAUGUUAGCAGUCAAAGGUUAUGUAACUUGAAUCGAAAGAAAAAUGAAUUCAUCAUAAAUGAUUGUAGGAACUUCUCUGGUACAAUUUUAUGGAUUUUUUUGGAAAUUUUUCUUGGUGGACCUUGCUAAACUGUGUUGGAUUAAGUUUAUCCCAUUUUAACCAUUUAUCAGAUAAACUAGUUCUUUACUGCUGCUGUUUAGAAAUAUUAUAACUAUUAUUAUUAUUGUUAUUAUUACUGAUAUUAUUGUUAUUAUUAAUGAUAUCAUUAUGUAAAUAUUUUUGUGUUUGGAAACUUCUUUCAGAAUUGAAGAUUCUUCAACUUCUCUUUACUUUAAAUUUUUUUGUUUUUGGGUCCAUUGUUUGGGAGAGCUGUACACAAUUUCAACACCGCAUUAAGUUAGUAAAAAAUAGAAAUAUUUUGCUUUUUCAGAUAGUGAGUUUACUACUUCAAAGCCUUACAACAUUAAAAAAACAAUUUUUUCUGAAAAUUCACUAAAAUUUUUUCCUCUCACUUUAUAUUGACUAGUACAAAAUUUGCAUCGUGCAAGAAACAUUUUUUCAAAGUUUCCUUUUAGCUAUUUACAUGGAGAGUAGAUAAAUGUAGUCAUUCUUCAAAGUCAAGACAACUUUCCUAGCAGACAUUCUGAAAAUCACAAUAUGGAAUGUUCCACGUUGUUGUAAGGUUGUGAGAAGUUAAGUCUGAGACAUUGUAUUGUCUGCCUAAUAACUUGUGGACUAAUAGGAUCCUCAUCAACAAUUAAGUUCUAGUUGUGUAACUGUUGUCACUGUCUGAAUGUGAUAAUGAUGUGCUUGUUGUGCAGGUCGUAGUAUGUUACUUUUUUCCCAUCUCUAUUUGAAGUGGUUUCACAAAGUUCCCAUUUUUAUAAUGAUAUCUGUUGUAAAUUGGAAAACUGUGUUUUUUCAGGUAACAAAUAACUAGAUAACUUUUUUUCUCAUAAUUUUCAAUUUGUUUAUUUGCUUUUUUUAUUACUUUUUAAGACCCCUCACCCGGUUGGAAUGGUCAUCCUUUCAUUUCUAAGAGUGCCAAGUAAAUUCGAAUUCCUGUUAUCGUUUUACCGCCGCUCAAAGACGCUGUUUGGCAGCUCUUACGGGAAAGAUCACCUUUCCAGUUAAAAAGGUUUUCAAAAUUUACCUUUGAAAUUAUGACAACGGAAAGUUAACGCAAAUAUUCGUUAAUGUAAAAGAUACAGGCGGACUCCGAUUGCAAAUGAUGAGCCAACUAAGGGUGGAAUUUAAUUUUUUAUUUACUUGAAAAAUUUGGUACUAUUGGUCUGUAGUUGUCACUCUAGAAAUGAAAGGACCCAGCCUGAUACAAACACUAACUGCAACACUUGCUUCCAGACUUCGACGAGUCGUAAUUAUUUCUUCUUAAAUAGAGGCCUAUAGUAAGGAAGGGCAGUUAAGAUGCUGUGGCUAAUUAAGCUAUCAUUUACUGUACAUGAAUCGGAUGUCUUUAUUGAUUCCGCUCUUUGUCCAUUUUCGCGUUUUAAUCUAUGGAAAGCUUAGGGUAUGUCGAGUCUGUAAGGAAACUACAGAUAUGUGUAAGGGGACUACUUGAAUUUAUCUUUUUCCUUUUUUUAUCAUUUAUUUAUUUAUUUCCUUAAGUGAAGUCAAUAUUUAUAUAUAUACAUAUAUGUGCUUUUGCAAGAGGCUUUGCUGUGCCAAAGCUCGAAAUGUGCAUCAGGUAACGGCCUAGUGAACGAGCCGCUCUUGUUGUUUAGCGAAAUGAAUUGCAAAAAUGGCGCUGAUGGCAAGAAAAUAAAAGAUAAAUUUUAUACAUUAU
This is a messenger RNA of Pocillopora damicornis (cauliflower coral), 3907 nucleotides long. Its product is annotated as serine/threonine-protein kinase NLK. NCBI's taxonomy places the organism in Eukaryota, Metazoa, Cnidaria, Anthozoa, Scleractinia, Pocilloporidae. The record is from RefSeq and is a predicted model, not a curated record. Gene Ontology annotation, biological process: protein phosphorylation. Gene Ontology annotation, molecular function: MAP kinase activity; ATP binding.